AUGGCCACUGCUGACGUCCAUGAAGCCAACCUCAGCAAGGCCAUGGCGGUAGCGAAAAAUCUCCUAAAAGACGUCAAGCCGCCGAUACCGGACGGUGAAAUCGCGGACUCUGUCUGGCACUACUGGUUCGAUGGUGAGAAGGCUGCUGCAUGGCUCAGAUCAGAUCGAGAAAAGAAAGGCGAAGCUCCCCCUUCCUAUCUCCAACCGACACCACGUCAGAAUCCUCGUCCUCGUCCCCGCACUAUCCUUCCCAUCCCCGCCAUUACCCCAAGCAAAGGCGACAUUGAUCCGCCUUUGACCGCUCUACAGCGUUUAUCGCUUUCGCGGCGGCAGUCGCCUGCCCCUGCAAGCUCGGGUACUUCUACGCCGUCGCAGGAGGAUAAGCCAAUGUCAAAGUUGGCUCUCCUUGCACAAAAGAGACGUGAGGCAGCGACAGAUUCUGCGACAUCUUCGCUGCCAUCGCGAACGCCGAGCCGUCCCUCCACACCUGCUACUCCUCCGUCUCUCCAGCCUACUGCUUCGUCAGAAGCCGGCGAGAAGAAGCCGUUGUCAAAGCUGGCGCAAAAGAUGGCGGCGGCGAGGAUUGCGAGGGAGGAAGCCGCCAAGGCUGCUGCUGAAGCCAAGGCAGCCCAUGGGGAAGAUCAGAUGGACGUGGAUGAGCCUUCUGUCGAUGUUGUCCCUGUGGACGAUGCGGUCUUAUCUCUAUUCAGCGUCCCGCCAUCAUCUGACCCGUCUCGGGCCGUCCAUAGCCCUUCCUGCCCGUCUUCAUUCUUUUCUAUUCUCACAACCACCUGCCACCCUCACGAAAAGGUCAACGGCCACCUGCCACCCGAGCCCGUAUCUGUCAACCUGCAUGCCCCGCUGGUGACAGACUUGUCCCGGCUGGUCAAGCAGUUUGAAAGCGCAUUCGGCGAGAGCCCGGAUGAGAUCGUUUUGAAGAAGAGACAGGGGAGAGCGGGGACUGGAAACAUGGACGCUGCUGUGCCUCUGACUCUUGCAUUUUAUGCAGUUGCGAAACAAAAACAAGCGCAAGCAAAGUCUGUGUCCCUCCCCGGGAAACCCCGCACUCAGCUCCCAGCGACUCACGCCAAAUCCAAACUCGCCGCCUCACAACCCAACUCUCCAACAGUUUCUUCCAGCAAGGGCUCUAGUAAGCCUGGGUCGACCGGCGGUACCCCCAGAGUUGGCGCAGGAAAGAACGGUCUGGUGAAUGACAUGGAGGCUUUGGGCCUGAGUGAGGAGAUGACAGAGGCGGAGAAGGAGAGGGAGAGGGAGAAGUACAAGGAGAAGGCGGUGAUCAGCUUGAAGCAGGAGGAGUUGAUUGCAAAGGCCAAGGAGGCAGAGGAGCAGUCGGGAAAGAAGAAUGUCAGCUUGAUCGUCGUUGGUCAUGUCGACGCUGGGAAAUCAACUCUCAUGGGCCGAGUACUGUAUGACAUUGGCGAGCUCACAGAGAAGGAAAAGAUUGCCAAUGAGCGAGGCAGUCAAAAAGUCGGUAAAUCAUCCUUCGCUUUCGCUUGGGGCUUGGAUGCUCUCGGUGAUGAACGCGACCGAGGUGUCACCAUCGACAUUGCGACCACACAUUUCACCACUCCCCACCGCAACUUUACGCUGCUCGACGCACCGGGCCAUAGGGAUUUCAUACCCGCCAUGAUCUCGGGAGCGGCACAGGCCGAUGUGGCGUUGCUGGUGGUGGAUGGAUCGCCGGGAGAGUUUGAAGCUGGUUUCGAGCGAGGCGGUCAGACAAGGGAGCAUGCGUGGUUGGUGAGGAGCUUGGGCGUCAGGGAGAUCAUUGUGGGGAUCAACAAGAUGGAUGUCGUCAAUUGGUCACAGGACCGCUACGACGAGAUUGUCGAAUCUCUCAAACCAUUCUUGCUCUCGGCUGGUUUCAACGCUACCAAAACCACCUUCCUCCCCCUCGCUGCAAUGGAAGGCAUCAAUAUCGUCGGCAAUUCCCUCCCCGCGCUGAAAGAGUGGUAUUCUGGUCCAGCUCUUAUCGACGCGUUGGAUACGGUAGAAGUCCCUGCCAGACCUUACGAGAUUCCUCUGAGAAUUCCAGUGUCAAAUGUGUUCAAAGGACAAACGGCUGUUGCUUCUGGAGUUGCUGUAUCGGGCCGGCUCUGUAGUGGUGUGAUACAGGUUGGCGACCGAGUUCGCGCUGUGCCCGGUGAUGAGGUGGCCAAUGUGAGAACGAUCGAGGUCGACGAAGAUUCUGCACCCUAUGCUGUCGCCGGCCAGAAUGUCACCCUCUAUCUCUCCAACAUCGACCCCAUCCACCUCAGCAUCGGCACCGUACUCUGCCCUACUUCCCUACCGGUCCCUCUGAUCACAAGGUUCUCAGCUCAAAUUCUUGUAUUCGACCUCCAAUCGCCCAUCAUCGCGGGUACGCCUGUGGAACUCUUCCAUCACUCUAUGAACUUGCCGGCGACUAUAAGCAGGCUGGUAAGCAUAUUGGACAAGGGCAAGGUGGUGAAGGAGAAGCCGAGGGUGCUGCAGAAGGGUAUGACGGCGAUGGUGGAAGUGACAUUGAGGGCAAACAGUAGUGGGAGGGUGCCCAGUAUACCGUUGGAGACGGCUGCAGACAACAAGGAGAUGGGGAGGGUUCUUGUCAGAAGGAACGGAGAAACCAUUGCAGCGGGGAUGGUGAUGGAGUUGUUGGAGUAG
Messenger RNA from Cryptococcus amylolentus CBS 6039, 2661 nucleotides. RefSeq lists its product as hypothetical. The record is from RefSeq and is a predicted model, not a curated record. Bases 1 to 2661 code for a protein of 886 amino acids. The transcript is spliced from 6 exons. Gene Ontology annotation, biological process: translation. Gene Ontology annotation, molecular function: GTPase activity; GTP binding. NCBI's taxonomy places the organism in Eukaryota, Fungi, Basidiomycota, Tremellomycetes, Tremellales, Cryptococcaceae.